Sceloporus undulatus (fence lizard) is the source of this 3149-nucleotide messenger RNA. RefSeq names its product kelch like family member 11 (gene KLHL11). The record is from RefSeq and is a predicted model, not a curated record. NCBI's taxonomy places the organism in Eukaryota, Metazoa, Chordata, Lepidosauria, Squamata, Phrynosomatidae. The coding region runs from base 48 to 2156 and encodes 702 amino acids. The transcript has 2 exons. Gene Ontology annotation, molecular function: protein binding.
GAGAGAGCUUGAGGAACCGUUGGCGUGGGCUGAGGGGGGAAGCUAAGAUGGCGGCGGCUGGAGGCGGAGGCGACUUGGACGGAGGUGGAGGAGGAGGAGGACAUGGCGGCCCAGAGAGCAGCCACCUCGGGCUGGAAGGCGGUGAGGCCGGGGCCGCGGACGCGGAGCCAGACUCGGAGGUCUUUUCGUGCGUGGCCCAUUGCUCCGAGUUGGCCUGCCGGCAGAACGAGCAACGGCGCUUGGGCCUGUUCUGUGACGUCACUCUGGCCUUCGUCGGCGGCGUCGAGGGAGUGGGCGGGGCCGCGGGUGUGGGCGGGGCUUCUCCGCCGCCGGCCCCGCCCCCUCGGGAGUUCCGCGCGCACCGCUCGGUCUUAGCCGCCGCCACGGAGUACUUCGCGCCGCUGCUCUCGGGAGACUUCGCCGAGUCCCGCUCGGGCCGCGUGGAACUGAGGAAAUGGAGCUCCGAGGCCGGGCCGGACCCGGAGACUGUGGAGGCCGUCAUCAGCUUCAUGUACACGGGCCGCGUCCGAGUCAGCCCCGGCAACGUCCACGAGGUCCUGGAGCUGGCAGACAGGUUUUUAUUGCUACGUUUAAAAGAGUUCUGUGGGGAAUUCCUUAAGAAGAAGCUGAGCCUCUCCAACUCAGUGGCAAUCCAUAGCUUAGCUCACAUGUACUCUUUGAACCAGCUUGCUUUGAAAGCUGCUGACAUGAUCAGGAGGAAUUUCUACAAAGUCAUCCAAGAUGAGGAGUUCUACACUUUGCCGUUCCACCUCAUAAGAGACUGGCUUUCAGACAUAGAAAUCACUGUGGAUGCAGAAGAAGUGCUGUUUGAGAUGGUUUUAAAGUGGGUUCAAAAAAUUCCUGAUGAGAGAGAGAAGUAUUUUGUGGAACUCUUUAAACUUCUUCGUUUAUCACAAAUGAAACCCACUUAUUUGACCCGACACGUCAAAUCUGAAAGGCUUGUAUUCAACAAUGAAGCAUGCCUCAAACUUGUGUCAGAAGCAGUGGAAAGCCAUGCACUCAGGGCUGAGAAUCUGCAGUUAGGUACACUCCAACAAGUUACUUCUCCCAUAACCUCACUGCCUCGCUUUGGGCAAAAUAUGGAUGUCAUCAUGGUCAUUGGUGGUGUGUCUGAGGGAGGUGACUACUUGAGUGAGUGUGUGGGUUAUUUUAUUGAUGAAGAUAGGUGGGUGAACUUACCACAUAUACAUAAUCAUCUCGAUGGACAUGCUGUUGUAGUAACAGAAUCCUAUGUUUAUGUAGCAGGUUCCAUGGAGCCUGGUUUUGCCAAGACUGUGGAAAGGUACAACCCAAAUCGAAAUGUUUGGGAGCAGGUUUCUAAUCUGAUAACCAGGAAGCAUUCCUUUGGCCUUACUGAGGUAAAAGGGAACUUGUACAGCAUAGGUGGGCAUGGGAAUUUUAUUCCUGGCUUCAAAGAUGUAGCAGUCUACCAUCCUGAUCAAGACAAGUGGCACAAUUUGGAGUCGGCGCCAAAAAUACUCCGAGAUGUUAAAGUGAUCACUGUAGAUGACAGGUUUGUUUAUAUGGCUGCCCGCACACCCGUCGAUGGGGAUAAUGAGGAAGGCUUAAGGAGUGUCAUUGUCCGAUAUGAUGCAGAUGCAAGACAGUGGCAGGAUUCUGAGUCCCUCCCUCUCCUUGACAAUUAUUGCUGCUUUCAGAUGGCUGUGGCCAACACCAACUUUUACCACACAGCCUCAUGUUGUCCCAGAAGUUAUUCUCUGGAUCAUGAAGAGGUCACAAGAAAAAUCUCUGGUCAGGUGUCUGAUGACAUUCUGGAAAGCUUGCCACCAGAGGUGCUUAGCAUUGAGGGGGCAGCUGUCUGCUAUUACAAAGAUGAUGUCUUUAUCAUAGGUGGGUGGAAAAAUAGCGAUGACACAGACAAACAAUACAGGAAAGAGGCUUACCGCUACUGUGCUGAGAGGAAACGUUGGCUGCUGCUCCCUCCUAUGCCCCAGCCACGCUGCCGUGCCACAGCCUGCCAUGUGAGAAUCCCCUUCCGAUCCUUGCAUGGUACGCAGCGAUAUCCAAUGCCGCAAAAUCUAAUGUGGCAGAAGGACCGGAUUCGGCAGAUGCAAGAGAUUCACCGUCAUUCCUUAAGUUUGCGGAGAAUGCCACGGUCCCAGAUUGAGUGCUGACAUAAAUAAAGGCCUGUCUGUGUUGUCAUGCAAAACAUGGGACUUCUAACAGUAACCUAAACUGCUCUGUUUAAUCAAUGGAGGGAGAGCUAAUUUUCUGAGUGUUAAACAGUUUGCCAGGAUUGCAAGUACCAUAGGAAAACUUCAGGUAUAUUAGCCAUAACAUGAAGGUAGGCUCACUUACAAAAUCUCCAAAGGGCCUUUAGUUUUCACCACAGCAAAGUUAGGAUUCUCUCAGCUUGUAGAUGUAUCUGGGAAGUAUAGAGAUUCAGCAUUGUCUCCCCUCCUUUCCCCAGAAAUUUCUGUAUUAAGACAUUUAUGUUCCAGUCAGGGGUGUGAGAGAAUUUCUCUGAGCAUUGGGCCCCUCACUCCUCUUAAAACCUUAUACUAGCUACGUGAAGUAUUAUGUUUCUACUUAUUUUAAAAGAUAGCUAAUAUAACAUCAUUUCAGAGUUUGCUUUUUAAAAAGCCAUCUGUUUACUGCUUUUCCAAUGUUACUUUCUUUUUUUUUUUUAAAGUCUGCAGUUGCUGUGAGUCUACUUGUUUCUCUUGGAGCCAUGUGCAAUAGUUAAAGAAUAAGCCCCUAUAUAAUGAGGAGUAAAGCACAAACCUUUCUAAGAACUUCAAAACGUUCCAUGCUUAUAAAUAUUUUAUAGUUGUAUUUAUCUAGAAUAUUUGUGUUUACAAAGACGUUAUUAGCGAAAGCAGUACUUUUUAAUGGUUGGAUACUCAGUCCUGUAUUGAAAGGUGAGGGUUUCACCAUAAAUGAGUGAUGUGUAUUUCUACUUUGGAGUAGUCCCUUUGAUUUAAAAACAUGUAUAAUGUAAAUGGUUCUGGAUUGUGGCCUUAGAAUGAAUGGAAAGACCAAAAAAUUCAAUACUACAUAGCCAAAUUUGUAAUAUGAAGGAAUUAGAGAUUCACUGAUGCAGGGAUAAGGCUGAAUAAAUUCUUUGUGCUUGUGUUCAAGCAAGUAAUAUAGUAAAUCUGAAUAGG